AUGGCUUCCAAAGUUUUGAAGGAAGAUCUGGAGGAAAAUUAUCCAAGACCUCAAGGCAGACCCCGAAAUGACUACGAAGCCGCUCUUGAGAUUUGCCAGCGUGCUCUACCUGCUGAUCGAGGUGUAAUGCACUUUAGUGACGAAAUACGUAGUGUUAAUUGCUUGGGAGAAACUCAAACCAGAUUCAGAUACCGGUACUUGUGGGCCUUGGAUCGUGAUAAUUCCAUGGGGUAA
Molecule: messenger RNA, 234 nt
Organism: Botrytis deweyae
Lineage: Eukaryota; Fungi; Ascomycota; Leotiomycetes; Helotiales; Sclerotiniaceae
Exons: 1
Coding region: 1-234 (77 amino acids)
Source: RefSeq, a predicted model, not a curated record